Messenger RNA from Hibiscus syriacus, 900 nucleotides. RefSeq names its product ER lumen protein-retaining receptor erd-2.2-like. NCBI's taxonomy places the organism in Eukaryota, Viridiplantae, Streptophyta, Magnoliopsida, Malvales, Malvaceae. Gene Ontology annotation, biological process: protein retention in ER lumen. Gene Ontology annotation, cellular component: membrane. Bases 65 to 880 code for a protein of 271 amino acids. Gene Ontology annotation, molecular function: ER lumen protein retrieval receptor activity. The record is from RefSeq and is a predicted model, not a curated record. The transcript has 6 exons.
ACAGUGUAUACAGCCACUUUCCUAUUCCUGUGAUCCACACUCUUCCAACUGAACUACCUCAAAAAUGAAGACCAAGAGUCCGAUCUUCUCGGUCACUUCAUGGGUCCGACGACAGCCACCGAAGAUGAAGUUGUUUUUAGCCCUUCUUUCAGCCAUGGCGGCUAUCAUGUUUUUGCGAAUGGUCGUAGAAGAUCACAACAACCUUUUUGUUGCUGCCGAGGUGGUUCAUGCCUUGGGUACUUGUGUCCUUAUUUACAAGCUUACCAAAGAGAAAACUUGUGCUGGAAUUUCCCUUAAAUCGCAGGAACUAACAGCUCUAUUUUUAGCUGUUCGGCUAUACUGCAGUUUUGUCAUGGAAUAUGACAUACAUACAAUACUUGAUACGGCAACAUUAGUGUCAACCCUUUGGGUUAUUUAUAUGAUCCGUUUUAAACUGAUGUCAACUUACAUGGAGGAUAAAGACAAUUUUAAGAUUCAAUACGUGGUGAUACCCUGCGCUGUUUUGUCGCUGUUUGCUCAUCCUACAACAAGUCAUAUUUCCUUCAACAGAAUCUGCUGGGCUUUCUGUGUUUACCUUGAAGCUAUAUCAGUCCUGCCUCAGCUAAGGCUCAUGCAGAACAUCCAGAUCAUUGAACCAUUCACCGCACAUUAUGUGUUUGCGUUGGGACUUGCUCGGUUCUUGAGUUCUGCACAUUGGGUUAUCCAGUUAUUCGACACGAGAGUGCUUUUAUUGAUAGCGUUGGGACGUGGAAUAUGGCCUUGUUUGGUCCUGCUCUCUGAGAUUGUCCAGACUUUCAUUUUGGCAGAUUUUUGCUACUACUAUGUCAAAAGUAUCCUUGGCGGACAACUUGUGGUGCGACUCCCCGCCGAUGUGGUGUAAACUUAAAAGGACGGCAAGAA